GCACACACAGAGCGGAGCAUAAACUUUCCGCAACCACGCCGAUAAUUCGCUCAGGGACUUACUACAAUAGAUAAACCAAGCGGAUUGUAUCGGGAAUAAGACUUGAUCAUGUAUGCACGUAAUUGUUAAAAUGCAUAGUUGGACUAUGCUACAUUAUGGUAUUUGAUACAAGAAGUGUGAAGAUAUCAAACGUAUUGACUACAGAAAAGACUUGGGAUUUUUUCCCGACAGACCCUGUGAGACGGACAUUUACUUCCCUCGGUGUCGAUUAUAUGAAAUAUUAACGGGGAUAUUUACCGAACCAUUGUUGGGAACAGUGCAACUUCUCUUUGGUCGUUUGCCAAAUGCGUCUACGGGUAGGACAACUACGGAAUCUCGUUUCUCUGGCAUAAAACCCACUGGAAAUCAUUGAGUAAGGAGAGGGCACAAAUCUUCUCGUACCUUGUUCAUAUUCCUAUUUCCCUCGUUGGUUUUAUGGAGGUAACUCUGGGUUUGGGUGCUUGACGCCGUUGGACUGGGUGCUUGACGCGGUUGGACUGGGUGCCGGAACACCUCGGAUUGUAUUCACCCGUCUCUCCCUCUCUCCCCUGGGGUUAUUUUUAUGUCCGAGCUGACCGCUUUAUGACAAUGGAUUACUUGCUGGUUUUAUGCAGCCUCUGGUUGCACAUGGCCUCAGCUGUUGAAGAAACAUUAAUGGACACCAAGUGGGCCACAACUGAGCUAGCCUGGACUGCUCAUCCUGAAACUGGGUGGGAGGAGGUGAGUGGCUACGAUGACGCCAUGAACCCCAUCCGGACGUACCAGGUGUGCAACGUGCGCGAGGCCAACCAGAACAACUGGUUACGCAGUGACUUCAUCCCACGUAAAGACGUCCUCAGAGUCUACGUGGAGAUGAAGUUCACUGUGCGCGACUGCAACAGCAUCCCCAACAUUCCCGGCUCCUGCAAGGAGACCUUCAACCUCUUCUACUACGAGUCCGACUCAGACUCGGCCACGGAGACGAGUCCAUUCUGGAUGGAAAAUCCCUAUGUGAAGGUGGACACCAUCGCGCCCGAUGAGAGUUUCUCCAUGUUGGAGUCGGGAAGGGUGAACACGAAAGUACGGAGCUUCGGACCUCUUUCCAAGACUGGGUUUUACCUGGCAUUCCAAGAUCUGGGGGCUUGUAUGUCGUUGAUUUCUGUCCGGGUCUUCUAUAAGAAGUGUUCGACCACCAUCGCGAACUUCGCCGUGUUCCCCGAGACGGCCACGGGGGCAGAGGCCACGUCGUUGGUCAUCGCGCCCGGAACAUGUGUUCCCAACGCUCUUGAGGUGUCCGUGCCUCUCAAGCUGUACUGCAACGGGGACGGCGAAUGGAUGGUUCCCGUGGGAUCGUGCACCUGCGCGUCCGGGUUCGAGCCCGCGAUGAAGGACACCCAGUGUCAGGGUGAGUGUGACAUCAAGGACACUCAAUGUCAGGCUUGCAGCCCAGGCACGUUCAAAUCCAAGCAGGGCGAGGGUUUCUGCACACCCUGCCCACCCAACAGCCGUACCAGCUCUGGCGCAGCCAACGUAUGCUCCUGUAGAAACGGCUUCUACCGCUCAGACACAGACUCACCAGACAACGCCUGCACCACCGUUCCCUCGGCCCCGCGCAACGUCAUCUCCAACGUCAAUGAGACCUACCUGGUCCUGGAGUGGAGCGAGCCUCGUGACUCGGGCGGUCGUGACGACAUCUUCUACAACGUCAUCUGCAAGAAGUGCCUGCCCGAGCGCGGCAUGUGCUCGCGCUGCGACGACAAUGUAGACAUCUCGCCGCGCCACCUGGGCCUGACGCAGCGGCGCGUGGCGGUCCGAAACCUGCAGGCCCACACCCAGUACAGCUUUGAGAUCCAGGCCGUCAACGGCGUGUCGAAUAAGAACCCGUACACGCCACAGUUCUCCGCCGUCAAUAUCACCACCAAUCAAGCCGCUCCAUCUGCAGUACCUACAGUUCACCUGAUGGGGGCCACAGCUAGCACCAUGAGUCUUUCCUGGCUGCCCCCUGAAAAACCCAACGGGAUCAUUCUGGAUUAUGAGAUUAAGUACCAUGAGAAGGACCAGGGAGAAGCUAUUGCCCACACCAUGACCGCCCAAAGGAGUUCUGCCCGCAUCGAGGGGCUGAAGGCCGGCACGCCAUACGUGGUCCAGGUCCGGGCCCGCACGGUGGCCGGGUACGGUCGCUACAGCAGCCCCGCCGACUUCAGCACCAACCUGCAAAGUGACCCAGAGAAGUCUCUUCAGGAGCAGCUGCCCCUCAUCGUGGGUUCUGCCACUGCCGGUCUCGUCUUCAUCAUAGCUGUCGUUGUCAUCGCCAUCGUCUGCCUCAGGAAGCAGAGGAAUGGCUCUGAGUCAGAGUACACAGAGAAACUUCAGCAGUACAAAUCCCCUAUAGUCACGCCGGGAAUGAAGGUCUAUAUCGACCCCUUCACCUACGAGGACCCCAACGAGGCCGUCCGAGAGUUUGCGAAGGAGAUCGACAUCUCCUGCGUGAAGAUCGAGGAGGUCAUCGGCGCAGGUAACCAACCAAAGCUCCUGAGCUACAGGGGGAAGACUGCUAGUCACCUCCAGGCCAUACCGUUAGAGGACUUCACGCCAAGCGGAGAGUUUGGGGAGGUGUGUCGUGGGCGUCUGAAGCUGCCCGGACGACGGGAGAUCAUUGUGGCUAUCAAGACACUCAAGGUGGGCUACACCGACAGGCAGAGGCGGGACUUCCUGAGCGAAGCGAGCAUCAUGGGACAGUUUGACCACCCGAACAUAAUCCGGUUGGAGGGCGUGGUCACCAAGAGCCGACCAGUCAUGAUUGUCACAGAGUUUAUGGAGAACGGAGCACUGGACUCUUUCUUAAGGCUCAAUGACGGGCAGUUCACAGUGAUCCAGCUGGUGGGCAUGUUGCGUGGCAUCGCCGCGGGCAUGAAGUAUCUUUCUGAUAUGAACUACGUUCACCGGGACCUGGCAGCUCGCAACAUUCUGGUCAACAGCAACCUGGUGUGUAAGGUGUCCGACUUCGGCCUGUCGCGAUUCCUUGAAGACGACGCCACGGACCCAACCUAUACCAGCUCACUGGGAGGCAAGAUUCCGAUUCGCUGGACGGCUCCCGAGGCCAUUGCCUACAGGAAGUUCACCUCGGCCAGUGACGUGUGGAGCUAUGGCAUCGUCAUGUGGGAAGUGAUGUCGUACGGAGAGCGGCCAUAUUGGGACAUGAGCAACCAGGAUGUUAUAAACGCAGUGGAGCAGGACUACCGGCUGCCCCCGCCCAUGGACUGCCCGACAGCACUGCACCAGCUCAUGCUUGACUGCUGGGUCAAGGAAAGAAACCUCCGGCCUAAGUUCUCCCAGAUCGUCGCAACGCUGGACAAGCUCAUCCGCAACGCCGCCAGCCUCAAGGUGGUCACCAGCAGCACGCACUCUUCCGGGGCGUCGCAGCCCCUGCUCGACCGAUGCGUCCCCGACUACACCACCUUCACCACCGUGGGAGACUGGCUGGACGCCAUCAAGAUGAGCCGCUACGGUGACAAUUUCCUCAAUGCCGGAUUUGCCUCCUUCGACCUCGUGGCCCAAAUGACAGCAGAAGAUCUUCUUCGGAUAGGAGUGACAUUGGCAGGCCACCAGAAGAAGAUUCUAGGCAGCAUUCAGGACAUGAGACUACAGAUGAACCAAACACUACCUGUCCAGGUCUGAGAUGGACCAACCAGAGAGAGAGAGAGAGAGCCAAUGGGAAACCCUAGCUGCCUGACCAUCCCAGCCAAUCAGAUGAAGACAAACCUGGCUUGCAGUGCCUCGAAGGGACUAGACGUGGUUUCUUCUUCUUCUGUCUUCCGCGCCAAUGUUUCCUGUUGUGUUCUAUGUUAUUAGUCCCACGUUUUGACAAGAUUUAGCUGAAUGAUUUUUGUAUAAAAAAAAAAAAAUGUUUCUAAAGAGAAGAAACGGAACCCAUAAUCCCAUGCGUGCCUCACUUGGUCCAGUGUGGGGUGAUCGUUUGCAUGCGCGCGUGUGUUUUCGUGAGGAUGGCUGGGACUCAACCCCUCCACCCAACCCAUCUCCUUGUAUCCUGAACUUGGUCAUCCUCCUGUGAAAACCCAUCUCCUUGAACCUUGAACCUUGACCCUAACAUCUGUCGGACAGCCCCCCUGACGGACAUUAAAGUUGGAAGUGGACGAACACUGUUUGAGUAUAAAAAUACAGAAAAAAAAGCUGAAAAAGUGAACAAGCGUUCGCACACAAAAAAAUGAAGUGUUUGGACACGAUAGAUGAAGUCCCUCCCAUGCUACAACUUGUUUUAGUGUGUGUGUGUGUGUGUGUGUGUCUGUGUGUGUGUGUGUGUGUGUGUGUGUGUGUGUGUGUGUGUGUGUGUGUGUGUGUGUGUGUGUGUGUGUGUGUGUGUGUGUGUGUGUGUGUGUGUGUGUGUGUGUGUGUGUUAUUCCCCAUCUUCAUAUUGAAGAUGUACUAUUAUGCACAAGGCCACUGAGAAGGACGUGGAGGAGAAGUGUAAAGGGUGGAAAAUAAGAAGAUCACCAGAGGUCAAAUGAGAGCAUCUGAGAUGGCCGCGCUAGUUUGGCCCCAAAAGUCUCCGACCGACCUCUUUCUAAGACGUAGGGGAGAACAUUGGCUCAUAUGCCUCAUCAACUGUGUCUGUCCUACUAUGAUAAAUGUUGUCUAUUUGUUUUUAUCAGCUCUCCAUUUACAUUUUCUGUUCUAUAGUUAUUGGGGUUUGUGUUUCAAGAUAGUACUUCCUGUUUGGGCUGAUCAGAGUUUAGUACUUCCUGUUUGGGCUGGUCAGAGUUUAGUACUUCCUGUUUGAGCUGGUCAGAGUUUAGUACUUCCUGUUGGCUGGUCAGAGUAUAGUACUUCCUGUUGGACACUUUGAUGUUGGGGAGCUAGGCGAGGACUGUGGCAACAUACCUGACCGACCGGCCUUUUGUGUGUGUGUGUGUGUGUGUGUGUGUGUGUGUGUGUGUGUGUGUGUGUGUGUGUGUGUGUGUGUGUGUGUGUGUGUGUGUGUGUGUGUGUGUGUGUGUGUGUGUGUGUGUGUUUAUGAAUGCGAGAGUGUAACAAGUUACACACACAUAAUGUACAAUGCAGCUUCAGCUAUAUCCCCACUGUGGAGAAUUAGCGCAUGAACUGAACAGUGACAAGGAGCAACAAUUAUAUAUCGGAAACAGUUACGCUUUAUUCUGUGGACAAACUGUUAAUGUUUUUAUUUUUAUUUUAUUGAAAUACAAAAUGUUUGGAAAUAUACACUAUAUGCAUCCACAAUAGAGCAGACACACGUAACUUUCUUUUUACAUUUAUCUGGAUGUUAAAUUAAUCCAAAAACUCGAGUUAAAUUUCUCUACUUCCACCCACUGUAUUUAUUUCUCUCCCCACUUGGACAACAGCCCAUUUGAACUGUGGACUUUAUUCAAAAGAAUGAUGAAGAGGAAACAGAAGUUCCAAGAGGAUUCAGUAAAUGAAUUAAUGAUUAUAAAAAAAAAUGCAUAUAAAAUUGGAUAUUGUAUUUUUGUUGUUGUUCUAAACAGCCUGUACAUGUUUUGUAACAAAAAUAAGAUAAAUAACAUGAAAACAAAAUGGA
This is a messenger RNA of Oncorhynchus keta (chum salmon), 5587 nucleotides long. Its product is annotated as ephrin type-B receptor 3-like. The record is from RefSeq and is a predicted model, not a curated record. The transcript is spliced from 16 exons. Lineage: Eukaryota; Metazoa; Chordata; Actinopteri; Salmoniformes; Salmonidae. Gene Ontology annotation, cellular component: plasma membrane; neuron projection. Bases 622 to 3696 code for a protein of 1024 amino acids. Gene Ontology annotation, biological process: protein phosphorylation; axon guidance; cell surface receptor protein tyrosine kinase signaling pathway. Gene Ontology annotation, molecular function: transmembrane-ephrin receptor activity; protein binding; ATP binding.